CUAGAUUCUAUAUGAUCAGUAGUGUGUCCUGUGAGUGUACAGGAUGAGCAGCACAUUUGUGACCCUAGCUGAAGUGCUGGAGGCUAGAGGAGGGCCACUGGAGGAGGAUGAGGUUUGGGCCAUCUUGAUCACCUCUGCUGAAUCACUGCUGGAUAUCUUUAGCACAGUAAGUGUCUGUUUUAUUUUUCUAGGUCAUAGCAACAUCUGCAGCAUCAUGAGUCCGACAUCACUGCUCUUGUCUGCAAACGGUACACUAGCAUUUAAGAACUGCACAAUGACGGAUGAGGCGUGUGCCUUCACUGCACCAGAGAUGCUGCAGGGCCGUUCCAUCACCACCAGAACGGCUAUGGAAAAAAUGAUUGUAUACUCUCUUGGCAUGACUCUCUAUUGGUCAGUUGACUAUCACAUUCCUCAAAACCAACCUGUUCAGCUAAGUGAUUCUCUGAACCGCCUCCUCCUGAGCAUGUGUGAGGAUGUGGCCCAUUGGCGAGGGAACCUCAGCACCAUCCUGGAGGCCUGUGAAUCACACCAUAAAGCCUCAAUCCUGCCGCCACCCAACAAAGUCAUCCAGCGGCUGGUGGAAGAGCUCUUCCAAAACUCUGUUGACCAACCCACUCUCACAGAGAACACUGUGCAGCUAAGUGGGAGAAGUUUGAUGGUCAGAGAAAGACUUCAUGGAAAACGGAUAGCGUACCCUGCAUAUGCAGAAGGGAAUGCAAGUGCAGCAGUGAGACGCAGACUGUCACUUGACUCAGAGCUAAAACAGGCAGCUGUACAUCAACAGAAAUCCUGGUCCCUCAAAAACAGAUGCUCGCAGAUUCCUGUUUACCAAAGCAUUCAGAGCAGAUUUCUACAUGGAGCUCAUAACAUUGGAGAUGAAAGUUGGCUGUCUAGGAAUUCAUACCAUACCACACCCUGCAAAACUGAACAUAGACUUUCCAACCCUUCUAUUUCUCUCAGCGAGUCUACAGUCAGCCUCAGCCAAAGGAAGACAAAAAGUCUAGGACCUGAGUUUGCAAAAAUGGCUGAUGAGCCUCAUAUUAUUUUAGAGCUGCCUGGAUCUAUAGUGUCAAAGAAAGGAAGGUCUUCCUUAUCUCAGAGGGAAGUUAAUGUGAUGAUGCCAAAUGCACAGUGUAUGGUGGUGAGAUGUGAUAUUAAGUCUAGGGGAAGAGAUGUCUUCGACAUGGUCGUCGCUCAUGCAAACCUUGUGGAGCAUUUUUACUUUGGCCUUGCUUUCAUGGAUGAUGAUGAAUUUUUCUUUUUGAAACAUGAGACGAAAAUCUCCAAAGUGGCGCCAGACUGUUGGAAGAAAUUAGCGACUUCGACAUUCACACUGUUUCUCCGUGUGAAAUUUUUUGCUGAUGAUGUCUCCUACAUAUUGCACAAACUCACACGUCAUCAGUACUAUAUCCAGCUGAGAAGAGAUAUUUUGGAGGGCAGAGUGUACUGUAGUGAGGACAGUGCCAUGUUCCUUGCUGCCUUGGCUCUGCAGGCUGAGUUUGGAGACUACAUACCAGAGGUUUAUGGAAAGAACUACUUCCAGAUGGAGCACUACAUUCCAAAAAGAGUGAUGGAAAAAAUGGCCAUGCAUUGUGUGAGGGAUGAGUUGUCAAGGUUACAUGCCAGUAAUGCAAAUAUUCUUCGAGAAGAUGCGGAGAUAGAAUUUGUAAAGAUUGCACAACAGCUGCCGGAAUAUGGGGUGUUGUUUCAUCGAGUUGCUCGAGAGAAGAAGCUUGCCAUUGGAGAACUCCUUCUUGGAGUUUGUGCCAAAGGAAUUAUGGUUUAUGAAGUCAAGAACAACUGUCGUAUAUUAAUCCGCAGAUUUCAGUGGUCUGAAAUUGACAGUGUUUCCACAAGUUGGCGGAAAUUCACUGUAGAAUGUGGCCCCAGUGGGAAAAAGCACUCCUUUGUAACUGAGAGUUCCAAGAUAGCACAAUACCUCCUGGACCUCUGCUCUGCUCAGCACAAAUUCCAUAGUGAGAUGACUUCUCGACAGCUCACCUACAGUUCAGCAUCAGAUGGCAACAAAGUGAAACAUCCUUUGAUAUGGCGUGCUCGACAAAACCUGUUGAAGAGGAUGUCAUGUUCAGAAGUUGGGCUAAAUAAUGUUGGUCUGAGCAUAUCAUCUAUAAACUCCAUAAGCAAGUCAUGCGAUGACCUUUCAGCCAAAAUCCAGCAGUCAAGAGACCUGCACAAAACACAUGACAUUGCCGGAAUAAGAAGUCUGAAAGAACUGACGAAACCAAGUGAGAGCUGCAGCUCCCCAGAGAGCUUUGGUUCGCCAAUUUAUCGGAUAAUGUCGAACGUCUCCCUGCAAAGGCAAGACUCCGAGCCUUACUCAGUCUCAUCCAGAGUCGACACUCCUGUUAGAACUCCACCAGAAAGAGAAAUUAUCUGUGUUACAUUGAAGAAAGAUCCAAAACACGGCUUUGGAUUUAUAAUAGUUGGAGAGGACAAUACAGGAAAAUUAGAUCUCGGAAUCUUCAUCGCAUCCAUCAUACCUGAUGGGCCAGCUGAUAAAGAUGGCAGAAUCAGGCCAGGAGGACGACUGAUUUCUCUUAAUAAGACCAGUCUGGAAGGAGUAACUUUCAGUGCAGCUGCUGCCAUCUUACAGAACAGCCCAGAUGAAGUGGAUCUUAUAGUGUCUCAACCAAAAUAUGAGUUUGGGGACCGUAAAAGCUCUCUGACUCCUGGCAACCUAGGGCUGAUGCUGGAGAGAGGCUCUGACUCUCGGAUUACCCAGAAUGCAGAGAACAAGACAGUGAAAGAGGACACUGAAUCCAACACUGUCACUCCCAAAAUGGGAAAAAAGUUACAUAUCCCUGUUGUACGAAUUCUAGAUACUAAGGAUGUGUUCUCUAGGUCAUCCUCUAAGUCCAGUCUCAGGCCAGGUGACUUGGUCAGUGUGGAGCUCAAGAAAGUCAAUGGCAGCCUGGGCAUCUGUGUUGCUGGUGGCAUCAACACCAGUGUGCGCCAUGGAGGGAUCUAUAUCAAAAGCCUGAUACCUGGAGGAGCUGCCGAUCUGGAUGGUCGAAUACAGACUGGUGAUAGGCUACUGGAGGUGAAUGGCUGUAACCUGCAAGGUGUCACCCACAAGCAAGCUGUGGAUUGUUUGAAGAAAACUGGAGAGGUUGUGUCUCUGCUUCUAGAGCGGGAGCCUCCUCUGGUGAUGGAGACCUCCAGUUCCCCGUCCGCAGUGAAAAGACAGAAAUCUCCAUUAUCCCUCAGUGCACAGAGCACCAGCACCCCCACUGGCAAAUACACUACCAUGGAAACGCCCUUGUCUGUCAGGACCAAGGACUACAGCUUUGUGUCAGACGAGAACACUCUGGAGGUGACUCUAGAGAAGAGACUAGGUGUUUUGGGCUUUAGCUUCCUCAUCAGUGACUUUAGUCCUGGGGAAGGAAGUGUAGUGCGCAUUAGGAAACUGUUCUCUGGUCAGUCGUCUGAAGAGAUCAGCCAACUCAGGGAGGGAGACGUCAUCCUCGCGGUUAAUGGAGAAUCUGUGAAAGGACUUUCCUAUGAGAAAGUCCUACAGCUGCUGCGGGGAACACCAUCUGAGCUCAAGCUGUUAAUCUGCAGACCUUCAUCUGGCCAACUUCCAGAGAUGGACUUCAUCUCACUGAGUCCUUCCCCAUUUCCGAGUAAAAAACAGAGGUCUCGGUCGUUAGACCUGCGGGAGGAGUCUGUCUCUCCGGACUUCAGUGAAAUACUCCAACAAAAAAACACAGCACUAUGCCAGAGGAAGGACUGUGCUUCACCCAAACCCCAUAAUGUCCAAUUAAUUCAUCAGAGACAGGACAGCGAACAGGAUGAGACUCCAUCCACCCUGUCAUCUCCUCCUACUCCAUCUACUGAUGGACAGCAAGAAGAAAAUCCAGUUGAGGAGCAUGUUCUCUCCGGCACUUCUCUUUCCCAAACACCAACCACACUCACAACAACAACCCCGAACCCUGUACAACCUCCACUCUUACUAGCACCUUCUCCAACAUUCCCAAACCCAGAGCCAGAAGUAAAAGAGUCCUCAAAUAUGUCCUCAAAAAGCAACCACAGCUCAGCUAUUACCAGUGAGCUUGCUGAGGAUUUGGAUGGAAGUAGAGCAUGCUUCAUGGCCAAUGGACUGGAUAUCUUAGCUGAUGAAGAAUAUUUGACCAUUACCACCACUGCAGCUAGUCCUCCAAUCUGCAGCACUGACUCUACCAAUGCUUUGAUCCCUCCUGCACCUUUUCCACUACCUCCCUCACCUUCUCCACAUACCAGUCCAUCUAAAACAACAAAAUCACCCCCUCCUCUAGCUCAGCCCACUUCAACAAACACAAACAAUGGCUGGGAUGAUGAUGAGGAGGAGGAUGAUGAAGACCCUAGAAGGGAAGUGUUUAAGGAGUUUGAGCUGACAGUAACCCUUACUAAAUCCAGAAGUGGAAGUUUUGGGUUUACUAUCACCAGGAGUAAAUUAGACAAUUGCUAUUACAUACAGGAAAUCCUGGAUAAUCCAGCCAAGGCAGAUGGCCGACUCAGAGCGGGAGACAGGCUAAUCAUGGUGAAUGGUCACUAUGUGACCAAUGUGUCUGAUGAAGUGGCCAUGGCUAUUCUGAGAUACUCCCCUAAAAGACUCCACAUGGUGUUAGGCAGAGCUGUACAGAACCUCUUGCCUCCUCCACCACCAGACAGCCUUCAGGACAUUAUCAUAUACAAGCCCACCUCUGGACAAAUGGGAAUUAAGCUCAGAGGUGGCAUUGGCAGUAAAUGGCAGGGGAUUUAUGUUCAAGAAGUGGUGCCAAACUCACCUGCCAGUGAGGAGGGCAGCAUUCAGCCAAAUGACCGAAUUGUCUACAUUAGUGGCAGGUGUACCCUGGGAAUGACGUUGGAAGAUGCUGUGAAGACCUGUGAACAUGCUUCCCACAAAGUCAAACUCAAAGCCAUGAGAGAUGAUCAACCUGUGAUACCCAAAAGCAAAUGGAAUGGUUUCUUUGAUUGGAAGAAAGAGAAGAAGUCCGUCCCUCACUAUGAGGAGCCUAGGUCAUCUGAGGUGGAGGCUGCUGCUGAUGUUAAACUCAUGGCUGAAAAGGCAGAAGGAUUUGGGCCAAUGCCCUCUGUAACCUCUCAGCAAGAGAGCUGCAUUCUUCAGCUGGAGUUUACUAAACCUGAGAGAGGUGGGUUGGGCUUUUCUCUGGUAGGUGGAAUCAAUGGCAGCAGUCUGCAAAUAAAGGACAUCUGCUGUGGGGGCAUGGCUGAGCAGGAUGGCCGUCUACAUGUGGGAGACAUCCUCCUGGAGGUGAAUGGUGUGAUCGUGUCAGGAUUGAGCUACAUUAAAGUUGUGGAUAUUCUGAGAAGAACAGAGGGGACAGUUCAGCUGACUGUAUACAGAGACACUUUCCCCAUCACUUCCUGCACUGGCCCUAAUUCCUAUACUGAAGACCCUCAAGAGCGCAACACUAAAGACGUUUAUUCUGCACGAUUAGAGCAAACCACACAUAAUAUGGCUGCAAAUGUUCAGGGGUUAGAAUUUAGGUAUUGUAAGUGUUCAUGUUCUCACUUCACAUUGUAUUUUAAUCAAGGUCAAGUGUGGUGUAUUUCUCUGGCAGGAGUAAGCUCACUUCUAGAGGUGCCGGAGGAUCAUUUGUCUUUUCAGUCGUCCGGGUGUCCUGGGGUAAAGCUGGAAUCAGAACAGGAUAGUGGAAACUGUACACCUACCUUUCAGGGCUGUUGCCCAUCUCUGAGUGUCACAGAUAUGCUACAGAGCAGGACAGACCCCCAGAAACAGAAUCUAGAAAAUUCUGGCAAAAUCAUGGAAAAAAAUUCCACAGACAGCUGGAGCAGUGAUGAUGAUGAAGAUGAAGGCGAUGGUGAUGAUACUUCUCAGCCUUCCUCUAAAGAAACAACACCACACACAGGUCCACCCAUUGUGUCAGAGGAGGAACUGACCAGACUUGCCUUGAUCAGCCCACCUAUGAAUGGCCAGUACUCAGGGUCCAGGCUCAAAAGUCUUAUUCAAAAUCUUCAUAAUCAAUUGGAUCAGCAUGACCUGGUCAAAGAGUUUAUGGCAUUAGGGCAUCUGACACCCUCAGAUAACUGCCUGGUUGGAAAAGCACCAGAGAACCGAGAGAAGAACCGAUACAGAGAAAUCCUGCCCUAUGAUAAGACACGAGUUCCUGUGGGAGAGAAACAGGACUAUAUUAAUGCCAGCUACAUCCAGAUGAAGGUGGGCCCAGAUGAGUUUUUCUACAUCUCAUCACAGGGACCUCUGCCCAACACUCAGGACUGCUUCUGGCAAAUGGUUUGGGAGAACAAGUCUGACAUCAUUGCCAUGAUGACCCGGGAAGUGGAGCGCGGCAGAAUCAAGUGCCACAAGUACUGGCCUGAGAAACUUGAUGUUCCCAUAGAAACUAGCCACUACCAACUGAUCCUGAAGAACUACCAGAACUUGGACUACUUCCACAUAAAGGUCAUCAAGAUGGUAGAGAAAGAGACUGGAGCCACACACUUUGUGAAGCACCUGAAGUUCACCACAUGGCCUGACCACAGCACGCCUCGCUCUUCCAAGCAGCUAGUGCACUUUAUCCGAUACAUGCGUGCAGUACACUUGAACGGGCCCAUCACAGUACACUGCAGCGCAGGCAUAGGCCGGGCCGGUGUCCUCAUCUGCACUGAUGUCAUACUCGGCCUCAUAGAGCGAGACCUCACUAUUAAUGUGAGUGAGAUUGUGAAGGAGAUGCGGCUCCAGCGCCAUGGGAUGAUUCAAACCAAGGAACAGUACAUCUUCUGUUACAAAGUGUGGCUGGAUGUGUUGCAGAGCAUCUCCCUUCUUCAUGGCAACCAGUGGCAAUCAGAAACCCCCUUGUGAACGAGUGAAUGAGUUCUGGCUUUUUUCCACGUUAAGUUAUUCCACAGUUUCCUCAGUGGGGCGACAGCUCUCAUCUGUUUGAAUGGUGUUGAAAUACUGUUAUAAGAAGUUAAUCACGUGCACUGAGUUUGAGUUUCAGUGCUGUUCUGAUCGUUUAGUAUUAAAUAUAUGGCACAGGAAGCACACUAGACAUUUUCAUCAACUGUGUUAUGACCUCGUAUGACUUGAUUUAUAUCUUCACCUACCAUGCAUAACUCAAAGCACAGAUUUCCUAGCCAUCAAAUGCGCUUUGCUAUUUUGCCUUGAAUGUGUAGUCAGGUACAGCCGACUGAAUAUAUGGAAACGUGUCUUUUAAUAUGUAUCUUUCAUUAAUUGUCAUUAUUGUUACUACUAUUAUUUAGACAAGAUCAAUGCUGCACAAUAUCAUGACAACAGCAAUAUAAGCGAACAACCGACUGAUAUUUCAUGUAGGAUUUAAAAACAAAAUUCAACUAGAAGUCAUUAUUAUACUUUUCUUAGACAUGACUUAAUCAUUUUAAAGAGCUAUUUUUACUUUUAAGAGCUAAAAAAACAUUGAGAAAAGUGCCUUUUAAUUUUUCCUGUUGAGGAGCUUCCUCAGUUGUCUCUCUCACUGAAGUAAACUAAUUUUGGCUGCAAGCUGCAAGCUGUCAGAAAUCAAAAAUCAAACUAACCCAAAGAAGAGUGGGUGAAUAUAUGAAAUUAGCAAAUAGAACCUUCUUAUUAGUAUUUGUAAAUUCCAAAACCUUAGCAGCAGGCAUGAAAUAAUGCCAUUAAUUCCAUAUUUUUCCCUCAUGAUAAUCUUGUUUACUGCAUAGUUUCUUUUAUUUCAGUUGUGUACUUAUGAUCGACUGAAGAAAAAGACAAAAGAAAGAUGGUCAUUUUUCCAGUUAAAAUUUUUUGUUUGUUUUUUGGUCAGGACUAUAUUGAAAAUGGGUUGUAAAAUCAUGUAUGAAUCAGAAUUAGGUAAAACUUAUGCUAUUCUUUUUACACACACACAUACACACAGUAAAGUUUGAGUGACUUAAGGAUAUAGAAUUCUAAAAUUAAGGAUAUAUAUUUCUGGGCUCUACCCUUUGCUUACACAUCUUAAGCAUCAGAUUUUUAGUAUUCCACUUGUUUUAAACAUUUCAAGUCAUGUCGGAAAACUUGAAAUGAUUUAUAUAGAGCAUGCUCCACAUCGAAAACAUGGAGUAGCAGUAGUAGUAUGAAAACUGCCAAUGUUCCAAAGAACAUUUCCGAUACAGUAUAUCACCAAAUAAAAGAGGCAGACUUGUAUGACAGAGAUUUUUAUUUAUUCUUUAAUGCUUAAGAUUCCAGGUUUUCUUCUCAAUUUCUAAAAUCUAAAAAUGCCUUGGUGAAACAUGAUUCAUUCUACUCACCUGGUCAGCUGAAAUAUGAAAUGGAACUUAUUUCCAUGCUGUUACAGUAAAUGAACACGUUGAAGCUGCUAUUUAUCCAAUAUCAUUUUGCUGCUUAUGCUGUAUUGCUAUGAUCAUUUUUUUUAUGAUUAUUCGUGGUGUGCAGAGAUGUGCUGCUGUUAUUUGUUCACAUUGUAGAUAUACAGUAUAUUUGCAGUGUCUUUGGAAUCUCUAGGGUGAAUGUAUUAUAUUUAGAAAUGUUUAAAUACCUAAGUAAUCUGUUAUUUUAGUUAUUUUGCAAAUACUAAUAAUAACACAUUUAUAAGUAUAUGUUUAAAAUAGUUAUUAAGUGGUUCUGACAUGUGAAUGUUUCAAGUUUAACAAAGUUCUUAGAUUAUUCUGUAGAGCAGAUUGAUACAAGACACAACUUCGACAGAUAUCUGUGUCUGCUGAUUUCCUCACAUGGUUGCAGGUCCUGCUACUGUUUCACCGUUUCUGAUGCAUUUCAGGGGCGAAACAUAAACAGGAUUUGCCAGUCAAACACACGCACAUGAAGCAGGGUCCUCAUGUUCAACUUUUACUGCUGAAUAAAUACAGCCUCUCCCAUGGAUCAUAGUGACAGUAUGGAAAGCCAGAGACUGUUGUGUUCAGGAGUGGGAAAAUCCAGGCCCUAUUAUUCUUUCAGUUGUGGUAGUGAAUUUUCCUUAAGGGAAUGUGCAAGUUUCUUACACCACCAAGGAAAAAUAAUCUGUAUUUUUACCUGGAGUAGGAAACAAUAAUGCUUUGGAUUAGAGUCUAUGUUUGUGUGUAUUGCUCUAGUUUAUUGCCUAUGUUCAAGCUGUCAGAUUUUUAGUAGCCCAUCUGGAAUGCAUUAACACCUCUGUUUCCAUUAAAACGAAGUGUACAUGAUUUCAAUAAGUUUGUACCAAGAAGACCACUGUAAAACUAAU
Messenger RNA from Ictalurus punctatus (channel catfish), 9173 nucleotides. It is a transcript of the gene ptpn20, whose product is annotated as protein tyrosine phosphatase non-receptor type 20. Gene Ontology annotation, biological process: protein dephosphorylation. Gene Ontology annotation, cellular component: cytoskeleton. Bases 44 to 6844 code for a protein of 2266 amino acids. Gene Ontology annotation, molecular function: protein tyrosine phosphatase activity; protein binding. The transcript has 46 exons. NCBI's taxonomy places the organism in Eukaryota, Metazoa, Chordata, Actinopteri, Siluriformes, Ictaluridae. The record is from RefSeq and is a predicted model, not a curated record.